AAUGGUCUGUUUGGUUUAUCUUAGAACAAGGAGCGGGGCCACAACACACCAUCUGAAGAAGACAUGAGCUCCUGCAUGAUCAACCAGGCCCCCGGCUGCCCAGACCUCAGCAUCCUGUCCUUCACCGGAGCGUUUCAUGGAAGAACGCUGGGUUGCUUGGCAACAACUCACUCCAAAGUGAUCCAUAAGUUGGAUGUGCCGUCGUUUGAUUGGCCGAUAGCUCCGUUUCCCAGACUCAAGUAUCCUCUGGAGGAGUUCAGCAGAGAAAACGCUCAGGAGGAGGCUCGCUGUCUGGAGGAGGUGGAGGACCUGAUCGUGAAGUGGAGGCAGAAGGGGAAGCCGGUGGCAGGAAUCAUCAUUGAACCCAUUCAGGCUGAAGGUGGAGAUAACCACGCCUCCCCAGACUUCUUCAGAAGCCUGCGCAGCAUCGCACGCAAGCAUGGCUGUGCUUUUCACGUGGAUGAGGUCCAGACCGGCGGCGGCUGCACAGGAAAGUUCUGGGCCCAUGAGUACUGGGGGAUGGACGACCCCGCUGACAUCGUGUCCUUCAGUAAGAAGCUGCUGACCGGCGGAUACUACCAGAAGGAGGAGCUCCAGGCCGAUAAGCCGUACCGCAUUUUCAACACCUGGAUGGGGGACCCCUCAAAGAACCUGCUGCUGGUGGAAGUUCUCAACGUGAUCCGCAGAGAGAAUCUUCUGGAGGAAGUGGCGCGUUCUGGCAAAGCUUUGCUGAACGGCCUCUACGAGCUGCAGGCUCAGUACCCCGGCCUGCUGAGCCGAGCUCGAGGACAGGGGACGUUCUGCGCCAUCGACGUGAAGGACUCGGCCACCCGAGACAGACUGCUGCUACAGGCCAGGGACAAAGGCGUCCUUCUGGGAGGAUGCGGAGACGUGUCCAUCCGUUUCCGUCCUGCGCUCGUCUUUAAGGAGUACCACGUCCACAUCUUCCUCAACAUCUUCAACGACAUCCUGGCUCUGAACAAAUAGAUCUCCGUCCCAGCGGAACCUGACUGGAUCUACAUAGGACCCAAUAAAAUGGAGGGAGGGAGGGAAUCAGGCCGUCACCAGAAGCACAAUGAACACAUCUCCUGCAAACACAUUUAAAACUGGAACUUUCUUUGGACUCUAGAGCUUCUUUAACGUCUUUUUUCUCACUACGUCGUCCAGACUUUGUGCCAGAGGAGCCAUUUUCAAGCAGAAGAUGCUCCGUAGAACUACAUCGACUGACCUUGUUCAGCUGGAUGGAUGUUGUUCCCCAGAGUCGGACCAGACUGUCAGUAAACACCAGCAGCACAUGGACACGUUCUCGCUAAAGAAGCAGAUCUACAUGAACUAGAUCCGCCGUCUUUCUAUUCGCCCACUUUGGCCUCAUCAGGCCUUUAAUGAUAGUUUCACAUUCUUAACUCUGCUCUACUGUUAGGACUUCAGUCCCGUUAAUUAAAAGCAAUGUUUUCUGGCCCCUGAGGGCCCCAUAUCUCGCCCUGAGGGGCCGGAUUUUGCCCGGCAACCUUGAUCGUCCUGUUUUUGGUUCUGUGACGGUUCUGACUCUGGUCUUAAACCAGGAAACAGAGCAGAGUCU
This is a messenger RNA of Cyprinodon variegatus (sheepshead minnow), 1579 nucleotides long. It is a transcript of the gene abat, whose product is annotated as 4-aminobutyrate aminotransferase. Gene Ontology annotation, biological process: GABA catabolic process. The record is from RefSeq and is a predicted model, not a curated record. The transcript is spliced from 8 exons. Gene Ontology annotation, molecular function: pyridoxal phosphate binding. Lineage: Eukaryota; Metazoa; Chordata; Actinopteri; Cyprinodontiformes; Cyprinodontidae. The coding region runs from base 64 to 987 and encodes 307 amino acids. Gene Ontology annotation, cellular component: mitochondrion.